GUCUCGUUUUUCUUGGAAACCGAAGACCCCUUACAGGAAGGUGUAAGGGAUAUUUCAUACACCAAAGAGUAUAUAAUUUUACACCGAACAUUCAUAUUCUCUUUCACCAUGGAAGACAACCUCUUGAACGAGUGUUCCGAUUAACCUAGAACACUUCUACGAGAAUAUAUUCGAAACUCUAUCGAGAUGGAGAUUUCACAUCGCGCGUUGUUGUAGUUUGUAUUUGAAGGUUAAGGAACUGAGCGCCGUUGAUUUGAAAAGUAAAUUAAUUGAUUUGAUUGUAUAAAAAUAUUGGUAAUGGCGCUCUGUAGUAGCGUAUUUUCUACGGUGUGUUGCAGUCAAAAAUGUAUUAGUCGAAGUAUAGCAGUUCAGGCUUUAGUAGUACAAUUAAGGUGCCAUCGUUUCUACGCUACCGCACCCAAAAGAUUUUAUCGUAAGACUGGUGUGAUCCACAGUAAUGGGAAUUAUGAAAUUACUUUGGAUCAAAGGAAGUUGAAGACGCCUCAAGGAAACCCUUUUAUUGUUCAUAAUGAACCUCUAGCAUUAGCUGUGGCAGCAGAAUGGGAUGCUCAGAAAGAAAAAAUCCAACGUAGCACCAUGCACCUGACUGCUCUUUGCAGCACUGUCAUAGACAAUCCCACAAAACAAUCCAAGUUUGAUCUGGUGCAGUCACUCAUGAAUUUCCUGGAAACAGAUACUGUUCUUUUCCAUUCUGAGGAGGAAGAUGAACUAUAUGAUCUUCAGAAAAAAGAAUGGAGUCCCAUAAUUGAUUGGUUUUGUCAACGAUAUGAAGUUUCUAUCAGACCAUCUCGAGUCAUUGAAGGACCAGUAGUUUCUGAAGAAAUUAAGGCCACUAUUUCAAGGCAUCUUUUGUCGUAUAAUAUAUGGGCAAUUCAUGGUUUUGCAUUUGGAAUAGAUGCAAUCAAGUCCCUUAUUCUUACCUUGUGCUGUGCAGAUCGAUACAUUAAUAUCAACACUGCUGUACUCUUGUCAAGAUUAGAGGAGGAAUAUCAGACUGGUCGAUGGGGAAGAGUGGAGUGGGCCCAUGACAUUAGCCAAAUGGAAACUCAGGCAAGAUUGGCCGCAGCUAUCCUCUUUAUUCACCUGAACUCCUCCUCAUAUGUUGUUCAAGCAAAGCAGUUAUGAAAGAUGUAGAUCAAGAGACCAAUCUUAUUUUAAUUUUAAACUUCAAUUAUGUAAAUAAAAGUGACUUUUGUUUGUUUUAUCGUGUUUCAUCCCUACAUAGAUUAAAUUAAACCCUAUAUCUUGACCUCCAACUUCUAUUUAUGGUUCAACAGCACUUAGUUUUGCUCUUGGCAUAUCUCUGAAACUAAUCGGACACUUUUUGUAGAUCAAUGAGUGAGAGAGAAGGAGAUGAAAGUCAACAAGCACGAUCACAGAUGAUGAAAAUAUCAACAUUUGUAAGAAAAUAAAAUCUGUAUUGGGGGUUACUAAACCAACUAAUUUUGUCAAAAAUCCAAAGAUAUAUUUUUUACAUGUGUGAUAUACUUUCUCUGUAUUAAAUGCUGGAGAAAGUAAAAGUGUUCAUAGAGACUCUUCUAUCAACUUCAGUGUAGAUAUUGUGUUCUUAAAGAACAGACAUAUACACAGCUAUUUAACAAACAUUAUUUAAUUUCCAAAAUUUUGCAUGUAGUAAAUAAUAAUUGUGGUACGGUAAUAAUCACGGUACAAAAGAGCAUUGUUUAAAACAUUUAUAAAAUAUGUUAAUAAAAGUUUUAACAAUUUUGUAAUGUCCAAGACAUUUAUCACCAUUUUAUGGAAUACAAUAAAAGUAGAGUAUUUUUUCAGAACAUACAAAUUAAUUUAUCAAAGACACACGUAAUACUUUUGCUAUCACUGAUUUAAACUAAUAAAUGAAAAAAUUACUUUUGUAACUCUACACACACACACACGAGGGAAAGACCCACUGUUGUUAUUCUGCUAAUUUC
Molecule: messenger RNA, 1949 nt
Organism: Gryllus bimaculatus (two-spotted cricket)
Lineage: Eukaryota; Metazoa; Arthropoda; Insecta; Orthoptera; Gryllidae
Source: the annotation of a GenBank genome assembly